AUGACGGUGGUCCAUCUACUUCCUCCAGGGGCGGGCACUAGGCCACCUUCUUGGUGUAAGGCACUAACCCCUGGCUGGGCCCCAUCCAAACCUCGCUUGGAGCUCUCUGCCCACCGGAGUGCCAACAAGGACAGCCGAGUUCAGGGUCGCCAGCGCGUGCCCACCUCCCACCAGGAGAAGAGACUCCCUCCUGCCCUUCACUGGAUGCACCCAUGGGUGCAGGCUCUCGCUCACCCCCUCCCAGUGGAGACCUGUCUGCAGAACCCGCUCCCAGUGCGGCCCGAAAGUUACGAGAUCCGACACUAUGGACCAGCCAAGUGGGUCAGCACCUCCGUGGAGUCAAGGGACUGGGAUUCUGCCGUCCAGACUGGCUUUUCCAGGCUGACCAGCUACGUUCAAGGCAAAAACGAGAAAGAGAUGAAAAUAAAGAUGACAGCUCCAGUGAUGAGCUACGUGGAGCCGGGUUCGGGUCCUUUUAGCGAGUCUACCAUUACCAUCUCCCUGUAUAUCCCCUCCGAGCAGCAAUCUGAUCCGCCGAGGCCUUCAGAGUCAGAUGUCUUCAUUGAAGACAGAGCCGCAAUGACUGUGUUUGUGCGGUCUUUCGAUGGAUUCUCUAGCGCCCAAAAGAAUCAAGAACAACUUUUGACAUUAGCAAGCGUUUUGAGGGAAGAAGGAAAAGUUUUCGAUGAAAAGGUUUACUACACUGCAGGCUACAACAGUCCUUUCAAUUUGCUUAAUAGAAAUAAUGAAGUGUGGUUGAUUCAGAAAAAUGAACCCUCCAAAGAAAAUGAAUGAGAAAAUGAAAAGAAAUAGCAUCGCCAGGGGCUGAGCUUUAAUAUAGACAUCAACACACCUAGAAGUAAAAUGUGUGUCUAGUAUCUUCUCCUUGAGAGUACACAUAUGACUUGAGCCUAUUUCCAAUGUGCCUUUUUAAUGCUUGAAGCUUUAUCAAGAUACACAGAUAAUAGGGGACAACAUUCUAUGAGCAUGGAAAUGGUCAUAGUCCUGGUGGUCUUUAGUUCUGUGAGGCUCCAGAGAAAUACCAUGUUACUUCCCCUUCUUCUCUGUAUCAUAAUCAUGUUGCUUUUUUCUACUGGAUCCGUGUCAAUUGGAUGUUAUCCCCUCCAGACAGUAGCAAUAAAAAUGUUAAAGAUUUA
This is a messenger RNA of Myotis brandtii (Brandt's bat), 1157 nucleotides long. RefSeq names its product heme binding protein 2 (gene HEBP2). The transcript has 4 exons. Gene Ontology annotation, cellular component: cytoplasm. Lineage: Eukaryota; Metazoa; Chordata; Mammalia; Chiroptera; Vespertilionidae. The record is from RefSeq and is a predicted model, not a curated record. Bases 1 to 795 code for a protein of 264 amino acids.